GUGGGACCACAGUGUAAAUCGCCUGGCGGCGGAGGGCGGCCCCACUGGGGGCGUCGCCGGACGUGUAAAUUUCUCGGCUGGGGGCGGGGCCAGGUUCUCUAAGGCGUCUGAGCGGCGCGGCCGCACCGGUAAAGCACUUGGACUGGGGGCCGGGGUGCUGGCAGGGUCAGAUUCCCAGAGGACUCCGCGGAGGGCGGUCCCGGGAUCAGGCCGGAGUCCUCGCGAGCGCGGGCGUGGUUCCCGGGUCGGGGCGUGGCCGGGGCGCCGGCCGGUGAAGCCACAGCAGGUCCCGGCAGACCUGUCCCGGCAGGCGGACCUGUCGCCGGCGCUAGACGGCCUAGGCCGGGGGCGCGCCAGCCACACCCCGGCUCUCAUGGCGGCGGCCGGAGCGCCGGAGUCGCCCCUGGAGGUCCCUGCUGCGGAGCCCCCGCCGCCGCCGGCCUGCCGCUUCUUCCUGGAGGGCCGUUGCCGCUUCGGUGCCCGCUGCCACCAGCCCCACCCUGGGGCGCCGGCGCGGCCUAGCGAUGAGCCCGAGCCCGAGCCCGGGGCCAAGAAGCCGCCGCUGCGCACGGCCGCGGCCGUCAUCCAGCGCAUCCGCUGGGACCCGCGCCUCGACCCGGCUGACUUCUCGGUGGGCUACGUCGACCGCUUUCUGGGCGUGCGCGAGGAGCCCUUCAGCGCCUUCUGCUGGGACGAGCCGCUGGCGGCGCUCGGGCCGGGCGUGCUGGCAGUGCCGCAGCACCGCGUGCGCUACUUCCGCUUCCGCGGCCGCGUCGUGUGGGACCGCGCCUCGCGCACCGACCACGUCUUUGGCUCGGGCUCGGCGGCGGGUCGUGGGCCCACCAUCCUGGAUGUGCUUGACAGCGGGGACGCGCCGGACGGCGGGGACGCGCGCGGGACUGGAGAUGUGCACGCCGGGGAAGCUAGGGCCGAGGAUGCACAUCGGACCGCAGAGGCGCAGGACCGCCUAGCUGCGGGCCCGGCUGGCGCUCCGGCAGGAGAGCAAGGAGAGCGGGACACGACGGAACUCGAGGAUACUUUUGCCCGCGAGAGGGGAGGCUCGGAGGCCCGGCACCUGGAGGUGGUAGGGACAUCUGCGAAGGCCCAGAAGCAAGAGCUGGGAGGGGCUGGAGGCCAGGCUUCCCCGUGGACGGAGCCAGAAAAACGUCUAAAACCAGCCACUGCCGUCGGCAGGACUGCAGAGCCACAGGCCACGGCAGCCCCAGAGCGGACCCUAGAAGGUUUUCCUGAUAAGGCAGCAGAGUGGGGUCUCGGGGCCUGGCCCCUAGACAGGAGAGAGAACACUGUGGCCAGGGCUGAGACCCCUCGCCAGCCCCGGCCAACGCAUUUUGUGGCCCUCAUGGUGACGGAGCCCGGGCUGCAGGCAGGAGUAGCCAAGGCCCAGGAAGAGAUGGUCCGAAGUGCGCCAUCAUGUGCUGCGUUCACGGUGCCUGCACAGGCCCUGCACCUGACACUGGCCCUGCUGCGGCUGGUGGGCCCCGGGGAGGUGGAGGCUGCGGUCAGCGCCCUAAGACGCGUGCUCUCGGCCCCGGGGCUUCAGGCACCCCCUUGGCUAAGCUUUACACGCCUGGUGCUCCUGGGCCACCAUGUGCUCUGUGCCCCCCCUUCCCCCUCCCUGGCAAGCAUGGCCCAAGUGCUGGGACAGAGGCUGGAGGCCGAGGGGCUCAGAGUGCUAAAGCCCCCGGGAGGGCUGGACCCCCACCUCACCCUGGCCAAGGUACCCCAGGGUUCCGAAGUGUGCCUUCCUGUGCCUGGGUUCAGCCCUGGGCAGGAGCUGGGGAGCCAGCCCCUGGGGAAACUCUGGCUGUGCAGCAUGGGGAGGACAGGCGGCACCUACCAGCCCCUAGCUGAGAUCCCCUUGGGGUGACACUCCCAGACCUCUAGGGAAGAUAAAUUGGAUCUCAGCCCCAAAAGAAAUCACGGCCAGGACCCAAACAACCUGACAGAGGAGAUCCAGUCCAAGCAGGAGGGACAAACGGUGUUCUCUCUCUCUCUCUCUCUUUAAUUUUGGUUUCUCUCAAGCUUCCAAAUGGUGCUCAGUGCUCCAAGGAAAGAACGAAGGAAGGAAAGGGGAGGGGAAAGGAAGGGGAGGGGAGGCAGAGGAGGAACAUCUGGAAAAAAAGCAGCCUGACAGUCCAGCUGUUUGCAAACUCAUUGCACAUCCUCCAGUUACAUGGCAGAAGAGGGAGGGAGGACGGAAAAGAAAAGGGGAGGAAGAAGAAAAAGUAACUUAAAUAAACACACACAAAAAGAAAAGAGAAGGAAACAUGACGUGAGCUGGUGAUCCAUGAAGGCAGGGAGGGGUAACUGGUUUACCUGUGCUGAACCAAGGAAGGGGUGGGAGCAGGAGGAGGAGGGAGGGGGGGAAAAAAAAACC
Messenger RNA from Equus caballus (horse), 2398 nucleotides. RefSeq names its product leukocyte receptor cluster member 9 (gene LENG9). Gene Ontology annotation, molecular function: metal ion binding. Lineage: Eukaryota; Metazoa; Chordata; Mammalia; Perissodactyla; Equidae. The record is from RefSeq and is a predicted model, not a curated record.